Messenger RNA from Mucor velutinosus, 2055 nucleotides. RefSeq names its product rab32, member RAS oncoprotein (gene RAB32). The record is from RefSeq and is a predicted model, not a curated record. Bases 1 to 2055 code for a protein of 684 amino acids. Gene Ontology annotation, molecular function: ATP-dependent protein folding chaperone; ATP binding. NCBI's taxonomy places the organism in Eukaryota, Fungi, Mucoromycota, Mucoromycetes, Mucorales, Mucoraceae. The transcript has 7 exons.
AUGGCAUCAAGCGGCUCUGGUAUCAACUACGACAAUUAUCCUGUUAUUGUAGGCAUUGAUUUUGGUACUACUUUCUCGGGAUGUUGUUACGCUUUUGCACAGAAUGAAGAAGUCAUUGAUAUUGUGAAAUGGCCAAAGCAGAACAACAACGUGUAUCCCAAGACUCCUACACUGUCGUUGUACAGAAAGGGCUCCACACAAAUCAUGGAUUGGGGCCAUGGAGCCAGACGAACAGCCAUGAAGCCAAAUAGCUCGGAUCUUUUAUUGCUCUCCAAAUUCAAAUUGUACCUUGACGAGCAUCUACAAAACGAAACACUGCCAAACAACCUCAACAUCAUUGAUGUCAUUGCUGAUUAUUUACAGCUGUUUCAUAAUCAUGUGUGCUCUGAAUUACUGAAAGGAUUUGCAGGAAAUUACGAUCAAAGUAAAUUUCGCUAUUGUUUAACGGUACCUGCCAUGUGGACAGAUCGUGCAAAAGCAGCUAUGCGUGAAGCAGCUAUUCGAGCAGGUCUCGUUUUACGUUCUGAUCCACCUGAGCGACUCACCUUGAUUUCAGAGCCUGAAGCAGCAGCAUUGUAUUGCGAAAAGAAAUCCGAACAAUUCAAUCUAUCACAUGGACAGAGGUUUAUGAUUUGUGAUGCGGGUGGUGGCACAGUGGAUUUGAUAGUUUUUGAAAUUGACGAGAAAUCCCCUGGAAAACGAACAUUGAAAGAAGUGACCAAUGGACAUGGUGCUACGUGUGGAUCCGGAUUUUUGGAUUCUCGCAUGCGUGAUUACAUCACGAAGAAAUUUGCUCAUAUUGGACCCAUCAACGAUUCUGCCAUGGAGCAUAUCAUGGAGACAUUUGUGAAUAUCAUCAAGCCUGAAUUCGAUGGUGAAGAGGAUCACUUUUUAGAUUUACCAGCUUCAAUGGACUUGGGUGAUUUAACAGAUGAAUCCAUUGGACUCGAAAACGGGAGUUUACUGCUCCCUGCUAUCGAGCUCUGCAACGAGAUCUUUGAGCCAGUGGUGUCACAAGUGUUGGGACUGAUUGAUAACCAAUUGAUGCAAUCGCCCAUCCUGGAAGCCAUCUUCUUGGUAGGUGGAUUUGGCCAGUCCAAUUAUCUGUUCAAGCGCGUAGAAGACAUCUUUGCAGAUCGCGUAGGUAUGAUUGGCGUACCUCCCCGUGGUGAACUGGCUGUGGUGCGUGGUGCUGUGUAUUUUGGCUUGAACCCACAGACAGUGACAGAGCGUGUGUCUCGACGGACGUAUGGUGUAGAAACGCGCAUGUUGUUCCAAAACGACGUGGAUCCACCUGAAUUCUCGGUGAUAGGCGUGGAUGGAAGAAACUACUGUCGACAGCGAUUCAGCGUGUAUGUGCACAAGGGACAGAGUGUGGGCGUCGAUGAAUGUGUCAGCAAGACGUUUGUGAUUAGUUAUCCCAAUGACACGGAUUCAGAUCUGUAUGCGUAUGAUGGCGAUGGGCCUGUCCCACGUCUCACAACCGAUCCACAAAUCCAAAAGGUCGGUCAUUUUCCUAUUCGCAUGCCUAAAUUAGAAGGUGUCAAACCAGGCGAUAAAGUUACCUUGACCAUUCGCAUGUACUUUGGUUUGACUGAAAUCAAGAUUGAGUGUGUCAUUCAAGAUCAAAUCUUUGUAUUCACAUCUGCGUUUGAUGCUGCUGAUGCUCGUACAGCUCAUAUUCAAACUCCAAAUGGUGCUGUCCCCAACAACGCUCCUUAUACGCCAUCUCCUACGAUUCAACCCAUGUCAGGCAUGUCUUCUGUAGUCUAUAAUCCGCCUACUGCUGGCGGCUACUCUCCUGCUUCUGCUCAGCCGCCACCACUACAGCAACAACACCAAGGCUAUCCUGCUAAUGUGAUGCCACCAAUGCCCCAUAACAGCGUGUACAGCGAUCGGAAUUCCACCAUGAGCUAUACUUCAUUGCCGCCCUCAUCAGAUUUCUACACUUCCCAGCAACAAGCUUAUCCAUCUCAAGGCUAUUAUGAUGCUAAUCAUGCUUAUUCACAGCCGCCACAGACCCCAAUGUAUCCUCCUAAUACAAACUACCGUUAA